AUGUAUGAUUCGCAUUACACAGACAUAUAUGUGAGUCGUGCAAUGCUUCUGGGCAAUGAUGGGUUCAAUGAAUAUUAUGCCGAAGCACGCGACCAAAGGUGCAAGCGACGAAGGACCUUCCUAAGAGCGCUAACGCAGGUCCUCGUCCUCCUCGCUUUCGUCGCUGUGGCCCGUGCCGGCUACCUUGGCGCUCCAGCUGCCGUUGUCGCUUCCGUCGCUGAAGCCGGGCACUCAAACAGCCACCGCGCUCAGGACCUCGCUGGAAACUACAACUUUGGCUACAACGAGGCCCACACCUCUGGCGGAUCAUCUCGUCAGGAGACUGGUGACGCUUUCGGCAACAAGGUUGGCUCCUACAGCCUCACUGACGCCGACGGCCGCGUCCGUGUUGUGAAGUACGUCGCUGACGCCGCCGGUUUCCGUGCCUCCGUCUCCACCAACGAGCCAGGAACUGCCCCAUCCACCCCAGCUGCCGCUGGCUACAACGCCCCAGUCGUUGCUCCAGCUCCAGUCGGUGCCUACGCUGCCCCAGUUGCUGCCGUUGCCACUGCUCCAAUAGCUGCUUACGCUGCUCCAGUAGCUACUUACGCCGCUCCCGUUGCUGCUUACGCUGCCCCAGUCGCUAAGGCAUACGCUGCCCCAGUUGCCGCUUACGCUGCUCCAGUUGCCGCCGCCGCUCACGUUUACGGCCCAGCUGUGGCUGGCUACGGUGCCUACGCUGCCCCAGCCGUCUCCGGCAAGGCUCUUGCUCAUGGUGCUGCCUACGGCCUCGGAUACGGCGUUCACGCCAAUCACAACUCCCGCUUUAUCAUGAAGGUCCUCGUCCUCCUCGCUUUCGUCGCUGUGGCCCGUGCCGGCUACCUUGGCGCUCCAGCUGCCGUUGUCGCUUCCGUCGCUGAAGCCGGGCACUCAAACAGCCACCGCGCUCAGGACCUCGCUGGCAACUACAACUUCGGCUACAACGAGGCCCACACCACUGGCGGAUCAUCCCGUCAAGAGACUGGUGACGCUUUCGGCAACAAGGUUGGCUCCUACAGCCUCACUGACGCCGACGGCCGUGUCCGUGUUGUGAAGUACGUCGCUGAUGCCGCCGGUUUCCGUGCCUCCGUCUCCACCAACGAGCCAGGAACUGCCCCAUCCACCCCAGCUGCCGCUGGCUACAACGCCCCAGUCGUUGCCCCAGCUCCAGUCGCUGCUCCUGUAGCUACUUACGCCGCUCCAGUCGCUAAGGCUUACGCUGCCCCAGUUGGCGCUUACGCUGCUCCAGUCGCCGCCGCCGCUCACGUUUACGGCCCAGCUGUUGCUGGCUACGGUGCCUACGGUGCCUACGGUGCCUACGCUGCCCCAGCCGUCUACGGCAAGGCUCUUGCUCAUGCCCGUGCUCACCCAUUAAUCAAUUACGAAUUUCGUCACGUAAAACACCUCGCCAUGCGGUCAAAGCGGUAUAAAAGCUGCAGAUUUUCUGUGAGAGUCACUAUUCUCAGUCACAACUCCCGCUUUAUCAUGAAGGUUCUCGUCCUCCUCGCUUUCGUCGCUGUGGCCCGUGCCGGCUACCUUGGCGCCCCAGCCGCCGUUGUCGCUUCCGUUGCUGAAGUCGGACACUCAAACAGCCACCGCGCUCAGGACCUCGCUGGCAACUACAACUUCGGCUACAACGAGGCCCACACCAGCGGCGGAUCAUCCCGUCAAGAGACUGGUGAUGUUUUCGGUAACAAGGUCGGAUCCUACAGCCUUCACGAUGCCGAUGGACGCGUCCGUGUUGUGAAGUACGUCGCGGACGCCGCCGGUUUCCGUGCCUCCGUCUCCACCAACGAGCCAGGAACUGCCCCAUCCACCCCAGCUGCCGCUGGCUACAACGCCCCAGUGGUUGCCCCAGCUCCAGUCGCUGCCUACGCUGCUCCAGUUGCUGCCGUCGCCACUGCCCCAGUCGCUGCUUACGCUGCUCCAGUUGCUGCCUACGCUGCCCCAGUCGCUAAGGCUUACGCUGCACCAGUUGCCGCUUACGCUGCUCCAGUUGCCGCCGCUGCUCACGUUUACGGCCCAGCCGUUGCUGGCUACGGUGCCUACGGUGCCUACGCUGCCCCAGCCGUCUACGGCAAGGCUCUUGCUCACGGCGCUGCCUACGGCCUCGGAUACGGUUCCGGGCGAUAUGUAGACGGCGGCGACGAUCACACCGCACACGGCCGACUCCGCAACAUCGUCACAUCAGAGUUCGAAAGGAAUACGUUGGGGUUCGACUGGGAUGAGCAGCAGCAGCAGCAGCACACUGCGCUUUCCAUUCUCCCGCUUCAGACGGCGUGCGCACAGUGCGUGGCCUUGACCGCUCCAUUUCACAACUCCCGCUUUAUCAUGAAGGUCCUCGUCCUCCUCGCUUUCGUCGCUGUGGCCCGUGCCGGCUACCUUGGCGCCCCAGCCGCCGUUGUCGCUUCCGUUGCUGAAGUUGGACACUCAAACAGCCACCGCGCUCAGGACCUCGCUGGCAACUACAACUUCGGCUACAACGAGGCCCACACCAGCGGCGGAUCAUCCCGUCAAGAGACUGGUGACGCUUUCGGCAACAAGGUUGGCUCCUACAGCCUCACUGACGCCGACGGUCGCGUCCGUGUUGUGAAGUACGUCGCUGACGCCGCCGGUUUCCGUGCCUCCGUCUCCACCAACGAGCCAGGAACUGCCCCAUCCACCCCAGCUGCCGCUGGCUACAACGCCCCAGUCGUUGCCCCAGCUCCAGUCACUGCCUACGCUGCUCCAGUUGCUGCCGUCGCCACUGCCCCAGUCGCUGCUUACGCUGCUCCAGUUGCUGCCUACGCUGCCCCUGUCGCUAAGGCUUACGCUGCACCAGUUGCCGCUUACGCUGCUCCAGUUGCCGCCGCUGCUCACGUUUACGGCCCAGCCGUUGCUGGCUACGGUGCCUACGGUGCCUACGCUGCCCCAGCCGUCUACGGCAAGGCUCUUGCUCACGGCGCUGCCUACGGCCUCGGAUACGGUGUUCACGCCAAGCACUUCUUCUAAGUGGAAAAGCAAUUGGACUCAAUUAAGUUAUUUAUAACUUCAUUUUCGGGUUGAGCUGCAUUCUCCCACAUACGUGUUGUGUUGUAUAGUGUAAAGGUCUGUUGGAAUUAUUCUUGCAGAUUUGUCCAAUCUUGUCACACCGCCGUCUCCU
This is a messenger RNA of Ornithodoros turicata, 3160 nucleotides long. RefSeq names its product fibroin heavy chain-like. Gene Ontology annotation, cellular component: chitin-based extracellular matrix. Lineage: Eukaryota; Metazoa; Arthropoda; Arachnida; Ixodida; Argasidae. Gene Ontology annotation, molecular function: structural constituent of chitin-based larval cuticle. The record is from RefSeq and is a predicted model, not a curated record. The transcript is spliced from 14 exons. Bases 1 to 3009 code for a protein of 1002 amino acids.